AUGAGGCAGGCGAUUAGGGUUAGCAGCGGCCUUGGAAGGCUGGCGAGACCGUUCGGGAGCUCAAGCUCGCAAGCUCCGUUCAGGGUUGCGUCUGCUAGUACAGCCGUCCAUGAGAGAGGAUUCGCGAGUUUUAGGAAGACGGCGUCACGGCCUGUUGCUAGGGAGGUGUGCAGGGUGGCGGGAUCACGUCGGAGCUUCAGCAGCAAGAAGCGCGUUUUUGAGGCCGGCGAGACACCGUCUUUUGCCUUUGCGUUUGACAUCGACGGCGUCUUGCUGCACGUGGCCAAGCCCAUCCCCGGGGCGGCCGAGUCACUACAGUUCCUCAACGACAACAACAUCCCCUUCAUUCUCCUCACUAACGGCGGAGGCAAGCCCGAGGCCGUCCGCGUGCAGGACCUCAGCGACAAGCUUGGCGUGCAGCUGUCGGUUGAUAACUUUGUCCAGUCACACACCCCGUUCCAGGAGCUGGUGCAAGGCCCUGAGGGUCUCGGCGACAAGACCAUCUUCCUGACGGGCGCGGACGCCAAGAAGUGCCGAGAGAUUGCAAAGCUGUACGGCUUCAAGAACGUGGUUACCCCGGCAGACAUCAUCAGCGCGCACCCCGACGUCUUCCCCUUUGAGCGCCUAAUGAAGCAGGUCUACGCCGAGACGGCGGAGCCGCUGCCAAAGCCGAUCCACAGCGGCAACAUGCGCGACGCGGACGCGCUCAAGAUCGACGCCAUGUUCGUCUUCAACGACCCGCGCGACUGGGCGCUCGACAUCCAGAUCAUCACGGACCUGCUCCUCUCGCGCGACGGCAUCCUGGGGACGUACUCGUCCAAGAACGGCGACAAGGCGCUGCCCAACCGCGGGUGGCAGCAGGACGGGCAGCCACCGCUCAUCUUCUCGAACGCGGACCUGUUCUGGUCGACGACGUACCACCAGCCGAGGUUCGGGCAGGGGGCGUUCCAGGCGGCCGUGGCCGGGGUGUGGUCCGAGGUGUCGGGCGGGGUGGAGCUGCAGCGGACGGUGUUUGGCAAGCCGUUUGCGACGACGUACAAGUAUGCGGAGCGGGUGCUCAACGCGCAUCGUCAGGCGUUGCUGGGGAAGCAGGGCGGGCAAGGGUCUUCUGCGCCGUUGAAGACGGUUUACAUGGUGGGCGAUAACCCGGAAAGCGAUAUCAGGGGAGCCAACGACUUUAGCAGCAAAGAGACGGAAUGGGCAUCGGUGCUGGUCAAGACGGGCGUCUGGAGCCAGGAGAGGGGGGCGCCGACGCACACGCCCAAGAUGAUUGUGGAUGAUGUCAAGCGGGCGGUUGAGUGGGCGCUGAAGAGGGAGGGAAGGCCAGUCAACAUUUAG
Messenger RNA from Colletotrichum chrysophilum, 1338 nucleotides. RefSeq lists its product as uncharacterized. The record is from RefSeq and is a predicted model, not a curated record. Gene Ontology annotation, biological process: glycerophospholipid biosynthetic process. Gene Ontology annotation, cellular component: mitochondrion. The transcript is spliced from 3 exons. Bases 1 to 1338 code for a protein of 445 amino acids. NCBI's taxonomy places the organism in Eukaryota, Fungi, Ascomycota, Sordariomycetes, Glomerellales, Glomerellaceae.